Molecule: messenger RNA, 6721 nt
Organism: Corvus hawaiiensis (hawaiian crow)
Lineage: Eukaryota; Metazoa; Chordata; Aves; Passeriformes; Corvidae
Gene: GLIS3
Product: GLIS family zinc finger 3
Exons: 10
Coding region: 294-2606 (770 amino acids)
Biological process (GO): regulation of transcription by RNA polymerase II
Cellular component (GO): nucleus
Molecular function (GO): RNA polymerase II cis-regulatory region sequence-specific DNA binding; DNA-binding transcription factor activity, RNA polymerase II-specific
Source: RefSeq, a predicted model, not a curated record
CCGCCAGCCCCGGCGGGGAGAGGGUGAAUCGGCGGCUCACGGCCUCCGUGUCAGCGCGGGGAGGGCGGAGGAGAGGGGAAAGCAAAACAAACGCUCUUGUGGUGCCGUCAGUUCGCGGUUACUCACCUCGCCGGCCGGUCCGCCGCCGAGAUGGGGACGCAGCGCUGUCUGGAAGGACGGGACAGACACACGCCCGGGAGAUUUGUCAUCCCACUGGAGGUCUUGGUUAUGGAUGCAAGCACAAGUCCAUUGGAAAAGGCAGCGGCAACAAUACAGUAGUCGUCAGCAAUCCCAUGACAGUUCAACAGCUGGGACCUCUUUCACCUUUGGCAAAUCAGCUUUCAGCAGCAUGCAACCAGAUCAGCCCUAGCUUACAGAGGUCUAUGGAUGCUUCCAGCCAGAGCGCUUCUCUGUCAGAUACAAGGUCACUCUUGUCUUGUGAGUCUCUGGCCUCUACAACAUUAAGCUUGCCAGAAGGUCACUCCUCUUUGAGUGUUCAACAAGAGUGGUCACACAGGUACAGGACACUUUCUUCUGUUCUUCCUGACCAUGGUUUACAAAAUGGCAGUGAGUUGGGGGACUUACUAAAUUUUUUGCCUGAGACACCUGUGUCCAGUAACUCAUUAUCAUCCUACUUAUAUGGCAUGGAAAAUAAGCAUUCCCCUUACUCUAGUCCUUGCCAGUCCUCAGUCUGGUCUCAAUCAUCCCGGCCCAAAAAGAGAGCACUUUCUGUGUCUCCUCUGUCUGACGGCAUUGGGAUCGAGUUCAAUACAAUCAUCCGUACAUCCCCAACUUCUCUGGUGGCCUACAUCAACAGCUCCAGGGUAUCGCCAGCAAACAUCUCCCCACAGCCUGAGGUCUAUGGACAUUUUUUGGGAGUGAGAGGAAGCUGUAUACCCCAAAAUUUCUCAGUUCCAGCAGCCCAGAAAGGCCUCCACAUGGCGAAUGGCAAUGUCAGCUUUCCAGGGUAUGCUGAAAACGGGGCUAGUGAGUAUCAGCAGAUGCAACAGCUGGAACAAGCCAGCUUGCAGAUGGCUGCCACAAAUAACAUGGUGAUCCAGCAGGGCGUGCCACCUUUGGACAGCCAGGCAGUGGACAUCCUGAAAAAUGAACAGCUGGAUGACUUCUCAGGCCCUACUGCUGACAUGCCUCUUCCACCCCUGCUGCUGCCACCAGCUCCUCCACAAGGGCCACCCCCGCCGUACCACGCUCACCAGCACCGGCAGCCGCACAGCCUGCCCAGCCAUGUCCACCCGCUGCAGGUGCUGCCGUCUGCCCCAGGCACCCUGCUGGAGGAAGGUGGCGAGCUGGAUGAUUUCAAUGGCAAGCAUGGCUGCUGCUGGGUUGACUGUGGGAAGCUGUACGACCAUCAAGAGGAGCUUGUGCGGCACAUAGAGAAGAUCCACAUAGACCAGAGGAAGGGAGAGGACUUCACCUGUUUCUGGGCAGGAUGCCCUCGAAGGUUCAAGCCAUUUAAUGCCCGUUACAAACUGCUGAUUCACAUGAGAGUCCACUCAGGAGAGAAGCCGAACAAAUGCACAUUUGAGGGUUGCAAGAAAGCCUUUUCCAGACUAGAAAAUCUCAAGAUUCACUUAAGGAGCCAUACGGGUGAAAAGCCGUACCUUUGCCAGCACCCUGGCUGCCAGAAAGCUUUCAGCAACUCCAGUGACCGCGCCAAGCACCAGAGGACACACCUGGACACUAAACCUUAUGCAUGUCAGAUUCCAGGAUGUACUAAGCGGUACACAGAUCCAAGUUCCCUAAGAAAGCAUGUGAAAGCCCAUUCUCCCAAAGAUCAACAAGUCAGGAAAAAGUUGCGAUCAAGCUCGGAGCUUGGCCAGGACAUCCUGAAUGACUGCCUUGCAAUCCAGCCCCUCCAGCCAGCCCUGUCACCACAUGAUGCUGUAGAUAAUACCAUGGGACAUUCCCCAGGGCCUGCUUGUGAUAUUUACCCAGCAGCUGUGAUCCCCAGCACACAGAUAAAUCGAAGUGGAACAGUGUCCUUGUCCCACCCUGGCAGCCACUCCUCCCCAGGACAUAACAUACAGGGUAGUCCUCUGCAUCGUCCCCAGAUACCUCUUCUCGCAGCUGCGGACUCAGAGAGGUUUGUUGCUCCAGCUCCUUCUCCUCAUCACAUUAGCCCCCAGAGGAUGUCCAUUCAACACCCCGUGAUGCAGAGACAGACUCCACAACCUCCUCAGCUUCCACAGCCUGCAGGAAUGCCUCUGAAGACAUACCAGCCUGCAGAAAGCCCUUCUUUUCAGCCAAAUGCCCUUCACAUCCAGGGUUUUUAUGGGCAGCUUCAGACUUUCUGCCCUCCACAUUAUGCUGACACUCAGAAGAACAUACAAGACAGUGUUUCUUGCAGUAUGGUUCCUCCUGUUGAAGACUGCUUAGCUCCCACAUCAGUGGGCCAGGCAGGGCUUGGCAUUUUCCGUCGAAGUUUUUCAGGUCAUUCUGGUAUCAAAGUGUAUGACUUUCCAGCAGGGUCUGUAGGUAUCUUUGGUGAUUCAGCUUGCAGCAUGCCAGAGGACAGCAGUUUCCUACAAGUAAAUGCAGUGGAUCGUUGUUCCAGCCAGCUUUCUUCUGUAUACACUGAAGGCUAAAGUAAUGUAUCUAGUUACAAGAACUUGAUUCUGUUUCAUCUUGCCCUUCUGGUAUUUCCCUACAAAUUUUUUUCUCUCCAUGGAACUGCCAUGUAUGUAUGGGGAUAUGACUAGAUAUACAUACGUAAUGGAGAGGAAAAUAGCAAUUACCAAGCAUUCUUCAUUUAAUCAAGCAGACAACUGAGAAAAGAGACUGUUUGGAGAAAGCAAGCUUUGCCAAAACCUUAGCAAUUCUUUCUUUUCUUCUCAUCUGUGGUACAGCAACUAUACUUUUUUAUUAUUUCUUCUUUCUAAUUUCUCAAAGGGAAUUCAGAGGCCAAAUAAGAAAACUGGUUGUUGGCUGCAAUCCUUUCAAGCUGAAUGGGUGUACUUACAGAAGAACAGCUUUAGAAAGUUCCUUUUUCAAAAAAGAAAAAUAAGUAAAACCAGAGUAUACUACAAACAUUUCAAAGGCAUACAGCUUUUGUACAAUCUGUUUGCAUGUGACAGUUCCAAAGUUAACCACACAGCAGUAUCCAAAAGGGAGAGAAAUUAGACACACAUGUUGGCACUACCUGUUGGAGGCAUUGGUGUGGCUUCUUUUUGGAUCAAAGGUCGUUGGUACCAGAUUUUUUACAGGCCUCAGGUUAGGUGUCCUUUCCUUUCCUCUGCAUUUUAACCCAUUCAGUAUGGCUAUUACUAUUUUGCCAAUAUUCAUCUGACCCAAUGCUAUAAGCAUGAAUAAGAAAGGUUAAAUACACAAAAAGUUAUGUAGAUUUUGUCUCUAUUUAACACACCUGCCAGAUAAGAAUAAAUGCAUUUUAACUUUCAGUUGCUUUUUAAUUAGACUGUAGAGCAUUGUUGCUGUAUGUGCUAUAGGAUUCUGCAGGAAGGUUUAAAAUAUUUUGUAGGAAAGAUUCUUCCUUAAAUUCCACACUUUUUUUUAAAAGCUAUCUGUACUGAUACAAUAAAUUUUGGUUGUCCUAACCUUUUUCCAUAACACAUUUUCAGAAAGAAGAACUACUCUUAAGGGUACUAUGUUUCCUCUGGUUACUUAGAGAGGUAAAACUGGACUGGUUUGGUGGUUUUGAUUUUUCUGCUAAAUGUCAGGCUCAAGGUCCUCAAAUUUAGUCCAGGAUGCAAGCAAAUGAGGUUGUCCUUCAUGAAACAUACAAGGUUAUGAGUUAAAACCAGUAUUCUGCAGUGGAGAUGUCAUCACGUGAUCCUGUAUACCUUGAGAACAACUCUUACAUUAGUAAGACUCAGCUUUUAGGUUUUAAUUCCUGUUCAUCGAUUUUGUGGACUUCUUACUGUGUAGUGUACAUCUUAAUAUUCUCAUGACCUGACAGAGUAAGGACAGAAAUUUGAAGUUCAUUCUUGCAGGCUGGACUAUAACUAUGCUUCUGAAAUCACUCUUCUAAAAAGAUAAACUUUAAAAAAAAUGUUUAUACAAGCUUUUUUUUUUCCCCUGGCAAACUUUUGAGAGUUGUUCAGUCCAAUUUGGCUCAAAUUCAUAAUUUAAUCUGCCCUUAUGUGGAAUAGAUGAAUUUAUGUCCAGAUGUUUGCGAACACUGGCAAUCUUUCAAGGUUUGUAUUCAUGAGGUAUAUUCUCACAUGCAGUCACGUGCUUAAAUAUUUAAUGGAGACAUUUUCAUCCGAUACAUAGAAUAUAUGGAUAAACCAUGCACAUAAAUGAAGUACAAUGACAAAUAAUGUGACUAAAAUACAUCUAAUUCUGUGCUAAGUUCUUCCCCCUUUUAUUCUGCUUCUCACAUCACAAGUGCAUGUGUCCCUCUGCUCCAGCUUGCACUGAGAGGUCUAGAUGUUACGGUAUGUGAUUUGCAUUGGGUUAAAUGACACCAGGCAUCCCUCACAUGUGCAAUCAGAAAGACAGUCCUUUUGCAUUAAUGUGCAUUGACUGCAAGUUUUACCUUUUAAUAAAGUUUUAUUUUGUGCUAUCUUAAAGCCCAUUCUGUGGUCACUGCACAAGCGUAACUUGGUUCAGUAGGAAUAAUUAGUCACACUGAACACUUCAGUUUCAAAUGUGUGGAAUUGUGUUUUGUUCCACCAAAGUCAGCAAGGCCAGGAUCAGACUAUGUGUGGACAUAUGCAUGUACAUACGCAUGCACCUAUACACUUUUUUAUAUAGAAAUCCUUCAAAAUUCUUUUAACCAGAUGAUUGUCCAGAAUUUGUCCACUGCUGUUUACAAAAUUGAAAUAUGGUUGCUGUCUUCAGAUUUGUACCACCUUGACUUUUAAAACUUUUGAAAUAUUUUUUUGUAGUAUCUGAAAGUUAUUCCAUAGAGUUGGGGGAUUAUACAUUCUGAAACAUGCUGACCAAAGGGAAAAUGGGAGUACUGAAUUCAAAAAGGGCAUUUUUAAUUUGGGGGUUCAUCAGUUACAUUUAAAAAGGAAAGUUUUGCAAGUCAUUAAUUAAUUCUUUCACAUAAAUAUAAUAUAUAUAUAUAUUUACAGCUUUCCAUGAGCCUUAAUCCUAAAAAGAAGGACCUAGAGUACAGUCAAAUCAAGCAUAUGCAUGUAGGCUACCAGUCUGUAAAAAGGCAUGCCUUUGUUUACUUCUCAUUCAGAGACAAAAAGGAUUCUUCACUAUUAUUUCAUUAUUCUCUUUGGAGUUGGACUGACUUCGGGGCAUAAAUUUAAUCACUGAGGGCAAUUGCAUAAAAAGCCCCAUUGUAUCUCAUAUGUAUUGGAUAUUUAAAUAGGGAAUUCUGCUUGUCACAAUGAAAAAUGGUGCUUGAGAAAAUACAGUUUUGUGGGUUAUCUGUGUAACCAAGUUAUUUGCAAAUACUUGUGCCUCAGUGAUUUUUGUGUUGUUAUUCUACUUGCUGUAUUUUUAACUUUCUAAAGGGAUUCAUAUAUAAGAGAUUAAGUUAUUUUAGACUGUGGACAUUAAACAAUAUUCAAAAGAAAUUAUUUACAAUGAUUCUUUUAUACAAUUCAUCUGUUUCCCAACUCAGUUGUCUAUUUAUAUCUGCAUUAGAAAUGGUUCUACACUGGAGUUUAAAAUACAGUUUCAAAGUGCAUGUGUACAAGUGGAAGUGUAUGAGGGUGCACGUGUGUAUCUGGAUCUCCCUUUCUACAUAUGUGUACACAAAACCAUAUAGGCAUUGUGGCUUACUACUACCAGAUGCUGAAGCGUUGCAGUGCUGAGGCCAUCUGUCACACUGUAUUUUGUUUUCAGCUUUUCUUGAAAAGGUGUGAAUGAGUAUGAAGAUUACAUUUUAACUGUUUAUUCCCUGUUUUCCCUGUGUAAUUUUAUAGCAGAUUUUUUAAAACAGCACUUUUUUAUUGUUUGUAUGAAAUCUUGUUCUUGGUUUGGGGCUUUAUAUAUAUAUAUAUAUAUAUAUAUAUAUCUCCUUGAAGCAGGUAAAGCAAAAGACCACAAUUUAAAAUUAGCUGAGUGAGUUUUUAUUUAAGAAAAAGAAAUCCUUUUGUUCUGUACAGAAAGCAGCAUCUUGUGUAAUAUUUUUUACACAAAGCACUUUGGUGAGGAGAGAAAGUGGGAUUAUGUUUUUCCUAAAACUUACGGAUUAAUCUACAUAUUUAUACAUGCUUACAUAUAUACAUAUGAUCUUAAUUUGCCAUACUGUAUAUCUGGCUGAUAUAUCUUGCUCUAAAGAAAUGUCUGUUGCAUGUCACGAAAAAAAAUUAAAAAGAAUUAGUUACAUCUUUUGCUCUACUAGUAUGUGUAAUUUUGUGAUUUGUUACAGUUGUUUUUCAUACAAUCAUAAGUUAUUUUUGUCCUGUUUCAUAACAUUCUAUUUUAUGUAAAAGGCAAAAAUGAAAGGUGUAUUUGCAUGGUACAAAAUAAAACUGGAAAAUUAUAACUCCAUUACGUUACCUGUAGAACAUAUUAUUGUCAGAUGCCGUUAAACUGCUCCAGCUCUUGUCCUUCACCAUAAAACUACUUGUAUUUUUAUGGAUUCGUAUAAUUAGAAACAGAACUAGGAAAAAAACCCCUCAGAGAUUUCUCAAACCCACUUGGCUCAGAGUUUUAAGUCUGGAUUUAAUUAUUAUUAUUAUGGUGAAGCUAGAGAUUUGUAGAGAUAAAUGAAUGCUGCGGUGUGUGUUUACACCCUGGGUGGAGACAUAAAUAAAAGAAGAUUAUUUAAUUA